AUGAAUGAGGAUAACUAUGAUUGUUUUCAAAUUUGUUCAAAAUAUGGAAUGAAAAAAUAUGAGAUUGGUCAGACAUGGUGCCAACAACGGUGUAAAGAUCUUUAUUUUGCCUAUAAUAUUAGUGAUGUAAAAUUUAUGGAAACAAUUUACAUGAAAAGAUUCAUAGAUUGUACAGAAAAAAUUAAAGAUUCUAUAAAAUGUGGUGACUAUAUUGAUAGUCUUGCCAGAGUACUAACACCACAAGAUAUUGUUAAAUUAAACUCUAAAUUAAUAAAGUAUUAUCUCUCUAGAGGCAAAAUAAUUAUUGAUGAAAAUUAUUUGGUAAAUGAACGUUGUCGUGGAAAUUGUAUAAAACAAAAUUUGCAAACAAAUUUGGAGUGUUGA
Messenger RNA from Strongyloides ratti, 384 nucleotides. RefSeq lists its product as hypothetical. NCBI's taxonomy places the organism in Eukaryota, Metazoa, Nematoda, Chromadorea, Rhabditida, Strongyloididae. The transcript has 2 exons. The coding region runs from base 1 to 384 and encodes 127 amino acids. The record is from RefSeq and is a predicted model, not a curated record.